Molecule: messenger RNA, 5440 nt
Organism: Haliotis rufescens (red abalone)
Lineage: Eukaryota; Metazoa; Mollusca; Gastropoda; Lepetellida; Haliotidae
Exons: 2
Coding region: 1-1983 (660 amino acids)
Molecular function (GO): hydrolase activity, acting on ester bonds
Source: RefSeq, a predicted model, not a curated record
AUGAGUUCUGAAAGAGAAAUGAGCAAGUUCCCCCCUAUGGAGUUCCCCAGUGUGAAAUGGGUCGGAAGGAGGAUGAGGUACCCUGUGCGGAAGACUAGUGAACUGACCUUGACAGGAUCCAGCAGCGUUACCAGUCAGGAUUUAAUGGUUGACAAUGUCCCCUUGCCGGAGUCAUAUCGGUCCAGGAAGGCCCCUGAACCAUGUCAGUUAGAAGUCCGUCAGAGAAGUGAAUCCUUUGACAGGACAAGGAUAUCCAGCUUUGGAGCUGGAUCCCCUUUGGAAACAGUCAGAGAUACCCCCAGAGGAAGAGGAGUCACUGUCACUGUCACUGUCACAGUCAGAGCUGAGAAAAGGCAAUCAAGGAAACGGGGGAGGCUGAGUUCAUCUCAAGAAUCCACUGAACACGUCCGGAAGGUGCAGCGAAGAGUGUUGCCGGAAGUGCCGUAUGUCCAAGCUGGGGCAGUGGGCCGCAACAACACACCAACCCAGAGGCACUCUCCAUCCUGGAAGUCUGGACCGGAAGUCAGAAGAAGAGUUCCACCACGGACAAAGUCUGCAGCAGCUUCCCAGCGCUUUCACAGGGGGAGGGGCGACAGGAAGUCAGUGUGCCCACUGCCGGGAUGCACAACAAGGUCUAGAAAAUUAAAAAUGCAUGUGCAACAGGCCCACUUGCCUAUUUAUUUUGACGAGCGAAUCCAACCCCUGACCAAGGAGGUAGUGGAAGAUCGCAUGAGAGCCCUCUACUGUCUGUCUGGCAUGAUCCUUGGCCCUGGAUCCACUCUGAAAGAACUGCAGCACCAUCUGAACACCAGCCAUCGAAUACCAGCAGACUGUACAGUGACCCAAAAGGCUUCUGAAAACCUGAGAAGGAUGUGCAGAAGCCAGGGUUGGCGUGUGCCAGCCCAAUUCCAGUUGCAGCCGAUGAACUCACUGGCAUGCCUGGUGCACUGGAGGGCCCUGGUGGCACUGCUGGUGGACUUGGAUUGGCAUCAAUUGAAAGAGUUUCGGACGCUGUUGGAGCCGGUCGGAGAAAGGGUUCGGCGGCAGCUGGAGAGAAUUAAUGUCCAUGCUGUAAAGGCGUCCACAAGUCCUGUGGAGAGGCGAACUGCUGACCUGGUUCCUACUCGGUCCUGUCAAGAAAGCUCGGAUGAAGAGUUCCCGGUGGAGGCUGCGCAACACUCCUCGCUGAAUUUACCGGAGGCAAUUGAUUCACACUGUCAACAUGACCGGAUGAGCGGAGACAUCUUGGGGAGGCGGUAUGACACCUUGGUCGAAGAAUUAUUCAACCAUCCUCAAACCCAAGACCAGGCACAGACUCGCGUGGAGAAUGAGGGAGGGGUCAUGUUCUACUGUGACCCUGCCACCUAUCCCCGUCAAAUCGACGAUAAUCCCUCCUGGAAGACAGCUAUUGGGAUCCAUCCUAAACAUGUCAGGGAUUUCGGCCAUACAGAACUGGGAAGGAUGGUUGAUCUGUUGACCUCUUCUUCGAAUGUCCGGGCCCUGGGUGUGGUAGGGCUGGAUAGGACCACGCCUCCACAUACUUGGGCCAAGCAAGAACAAGUUUUGAAGACGGUUCUUCGGCUUCAAUUGAUGGACCAGGUGGUUGUCCUGGAACUAAGAGGUACAAGUCGGGAUCCCUAUGGCUCGGAUGUCCAUCGCUAUGGAAUCCAGCUGAUGAGAACAGCCAGACCACCAACUCAAGUGGUCCAUGUAUACAACUUCACAGGCAAAGUUUCCGACGUCGCAGCUUGGCGCCAAGACUUCCCGAAGACCUAUUUUAGUUUCAACACCAAAGUGGAAACUUUUGACUGGCUGCAACUGGAAGGGUUGCGGGCGGUCCCUUUGAAGAGGCUGCUGCUCGAAACAGACUCGCACCACAUUAGAGACAUUGCCGUGAUCGUCGCCCGGGCUAGAGGCAUCUCAGUGAGAGAAGUCCUACAUUACACCACCAGUAAUGCCAGGGCUAUCUACUGGAUACGGUAGAGCCUUGGGGUCACAGGGAGCAGAAGUGGUGGGAAGCAGGCCCAGUAUAUUUGCUGGGCAGAUAGCAGAGACCAGGUUAAGCCUGGUCAGAAGACCUAUUCUGGAAUGGAAACAUCUUCCAAGGUCACUGUGUCCCAGGUUAUAACUGGAUACCUUACAGCCUUGGAGUCACAGGGGGCAGAAGUGGUGGGAAGCAGGCCCAGUAGAUUUGCUGGGCAGAUAGCAGAGACCAGGUUAAGCCUGGUCAGAAGACCUAUUCUGGAAUGGAAACAUCUUCCAAGGUCACUGUGUCCCAGGUUAUAACUGGAUACCUUACAGCCUUGGAGUCACAGGGGGCAGAAGUGGUGGGAAGCAGGCCCAGUAGAUUUGCUGGGCAGAUAGCAGAGACCAGGUUAAGCCUGGUCAGAAGACCUAUUCUGGAAUGGAAACAUCUUCCAAGGUCACUGUGUCCCAGGUUAUCCUUGGGAGCCAAAUGUCAGCAAAAGAUGUGCAAGAAGCCCAACUGCCAUGGGAAAAUCCCUGAUCGGUAUCUGCGGGGGAAUGGGUCCCAUCCCUCCAAGGGUUCCUGUAAAUGGAGGAGAGUGUGGUGAUCGGUGAUGUCCGGACGACCAGCUGAAGCUAUCCGAGUGCCGUGACCCGUGCCAGAGAGGCGAGAGGACCCAGGCAUCACCCAGCCAAUCAGCGGGCUGGGGAUUCCAUAUGGCGACAGUCGAGAUCAAGCAAGCCAAUUUCACAACAGGAAGUGAUUCCAGGUUUGGUAGAGCCUAAUAAACAUCCAAGUAUCUCUUGUGUUGAACAUCCAUCAAUCAGAUCAGCAUCUGUCACAAUCUAACACUGGCAACAUGUUUGACAACAUGAUUGUUGCUAUGAACAUUACUGGUAAUGCCAGAAGAAAAGCGAGGUCACUUCACUAUGGUGGGUGAAGCACUGCGUGACAUUUUCAGUAUUCUCCCCACACUGAAUCAACGACUGCUCUAACCACUUAUCUCAGCCCAUUUAUACACCUUGACUGUUCUGUGAAGGAAUUUCGCCACCUAGCUCAGAAACCUGUUAAACCUAUUGACACAUCUGUCACCCGACUGAGACGCGCAGCAAUUGCAUGUGAAUUUACUGGCACUUGGAUGGAAAAUAAUGCACUUGUUCAAGAGUGUUCAUCAAGUCAUCUACAUAACAAAGCCUUUCGAGAAGGAAUGUCACUCCAACAUCUUGUUUAUGCUGCCGGAUUGUUGGAAAUAUCAGACAGACAAGCUUCAGGUAUGGAGAAGCAUGCUGCAGAUGUAGUCCGUGUUGUCAAGACAAGAACUAAAAGAGCAACAGUGGGAAAAGCCAGGGGGUGAAAAGUCAAUGGGAAAAACCAUGUGUCAAAAGCACAUGCUAUUUUUGUGGUGGAAGUUAUCCCUUGAUUGAGCGUGCCCUGCCAAAGUUAGUAUGUGCAGUAACUGGCCUUCCAAAUCACUUUGCCAACAUGUGUCCUAAACUGAGGCACUCAAACCAUCCUCAGCCAAGUUUCUCAGGUUAGAAUCAGACGGAGUAAGAGGCACGUGAAACAUCUGCGUGUCAGAAUAAGCAUGAAUGUCAUCCCCAUACAGCUGUUCACAAAUAAUGGACACCCUGAUAUCAGCCAUGGUCGAAUGCAGAACUGAUGUGAACAUAUUUUAUGAAGAAUCCUAUCGCCACCCAUGUCUGGGCAUGUGAACACUUUCAUCUAUAUCUCUUUGGAACCUGUUUAACCCUAGUGACUGAUCCUGAACCUCUAGAGCAUAUCUUCAACAAUCCAAAAUCAAAGCCACCUGCAAGGAUUGAACACUGGCAUCUCAGACUGCAGGCCUAUGACUUCAUUGUGAAGUAUCAUCCUGGUAAGGACAAUCCCACAGAUUACAUGUCCCGCCACCCGGCGGACAUGUCAAUAAUAGCAAAAGUCAACAUCUUUUGCUGAAAGUUUUGUCAACUUCUGGCAUCACAAGCUAUACCAAAGGCUAUGACGCUCACGGAAUUCAAACACAUGAGUCGCUGCAGCAGGUGAUCAGUGCAGUCGCCAAAGGAUCAAGGAGAGUCCAGCCAACAGAUCCUGUUAUCACAUCAGGGAGGAGCUUUGAGGGAAUAAACUUGUAGUUCCUGGAAAUCUCAACAAUGCGGUGUUGAUCGCACACCAGGGACAUUAGGGAAUCAUCAAAAACCAAGCCUCUGCUCAGAGAAAAGGUGUGGUUUCUUGGCAUCGACUACAUGGUAGAAGAAUACUAUCCAAUUGCAUACCAUGUCAACCAGCUACCCACACAGAUCAUUGAGAAACAUCAUGUCUGUUCUGCCUGAAUGACCAUGGCAAAAUAUCAGCAUUAACUUUUGUGAACCGUUUCCUUCUGGUGAAUACCCACUGUUGCUUAUAGAUGAGUAUUCGAGAUAUCCAGUAGUAUAUGCUGUAAAGACAUCAUCAAAACCAUCUGUACCAAAGUUGAACCAUGCAAUGUCUGCCCUUGGCAUCCCUGACAUAAUUAAAACUAACAAUGGCCGGGAGGAGUUCACUCAGAAAAAUCACCCCAGAGUGGCCAAGAGCAAGUACUGAAGCAGAAAGCUUCAUGAAGACCAUUGAGAAGGCAGUCAGGACACGCACAUGGAAGGCAAGCCUUGGAAAGAAGAACUAAACAACUUUCUCAGGAACUAUUGUGCAACACUCACCCCAGCAGCUACAGUGUUGUUCAAUUGACCAAUGAAGACCAUGCUUCCAGAACUUCCCUUUGUCCUCUAUGACAGAAAGAUUGGAUGCCCUAGGCAAACAAUGCAUGAAACACUAUGCAGAUGUAUAAGUAAAUGGUCAACCUCCCAACAUUCAUGUUGAUGACACAGUCACAGAUGACAGCAAAACAGGAAAGCUGCUACGCCCUUACACCACUCAGUUUCAUCGAAGAAAGGUUCGAUGGUCACAAUGGCAAAUGAAGAAAGAAGCAUUACAAGGAAUCAUCCUUCUUCCAAACUAUAAAUCACCAACCCGAUGCCAAACCUGUAAACGGAAGUAGUGAUAUAACAUCAGGUGUUGAUAAGACAGCAGUUCCAGCCAGAAUGUGCUGCAACACUCUUCCAGGGAAACCCAGCCGCCAGUGAAGCUUGCAGACUAUCAGUGUGACUAAUGCACCAUAGAGAGGGAAAGUGUUGAGUAGUGUAGAUGGGAACACACCAAUCCCCUGGCUUGACAAGGACGUAAGCUGUCUGACUUCAUUUUAAGUUUCUAAGUAAAAAGUAUUCUUACUUGUUAUUUUAUUAGUAUAGUCAUGAUAAUUUAUCUAGUUUUUGUUUUUGCCUUUGUUUCUUAGUAAUCAGUUACAUACCUCAGAGACGUGUGCAAUAUCUCUAAAAGAAGCCUUAGGGAUGAUGUAAUAUCUAUGACUCUUAUUCGUUGUACAAUUCUUUAUUCCUUGUUUUGUACCAGCUUGAUAACAGGAAGUGAUUCCAGUUUUGGUAGAAC